Cryptomeria japonica (Japanese cedar) is the source of this 709-nucleotide messenger RNA. RefSeq names its product cationic amino acid transporter 5-like. The transcript has a single exon. NCBI's taxonomy places the organism in Eukaryota, Viridiplantae, Streptophyta, Pinopsida, Cupressales, Cupressaceae. Bases 1 to 387 code for a protein of 128 amino acids. Gene Ontology annotation, biological process: amino acid transport. Gene Ontology annotation, molecular function: L-lysine transmembrane transporter activity; L-glutamate transmembrane transporter activity. Gene Ontology annotation, cellular component: plasma membrane. The record is from RefSeq and is a predicted model, not a curated record.
AUGAUUAAGGGAGAGCUGAAGAGUGAGAUUGUUUCACUAUUAGAUGGUGAUCCAUUUGAAGGAUUAGAUGCAGGGGAUGGCGUAAAGAGGGCAGGAAAGAAAUAUUUUCUGCCCGGAGAAUCGUUCAAGAGCUGGAGCAAUUAUGGAAAAGCUCUUUACCAAACACCCCGACGUUUCAAAGACCGUGCGCUUUCAAGGGCUGACGAGAUGAAAGAGGUGGGAGAGAUCAGAAAGAGGAGUGGGAAUGAUAUGAAGAGGACCCUCAACUGGUGGGAUUUAAUCUGGUUUGGAUUCGGUGGGGUGAUCGGAACAGGGAUUUUUGUGCUCACUGGACAAGAAGCCCACAAGGACGCAGGCCCUGCUAUUGUUCUUUCCUAUGCUCUCUAGGGAUUCUCUGUCAUGCUUUCUGUCUUUUGUUUCACCGAAUUCGCAGUCGAGAUUCCUGUAGCAGGUAAUUUGUAAUCCCAUUCACACCCCAGAAUUCUAUUUCAAUUUGGAUGUUCAGUAAUUUAAGAUCUUAUCAAAAAUGGGACAGAGGACAAAGGGAUGAUAAACAUUGGUCGAUUAAAUUUGAUUAUUUAGAUUUCCGCUAGUGCUAGUUAAUUGCCCAUUUCGAUUAGUUGAUCAAUUUUCAGUGUCGAUACAAUUUUUUCUAAAUGUAUAUAAUUUACCAGAAAUUCUCAAUUUCCACCUGUUAAUUUCUUACUCA